UACCGUGUUAAUAUUAUCUUAUUUUGCCCAAGGCUUUCUUUCAAUACACUGAUUUCAAUACACAAAAAUCACUCGGAUAUAACUUAACGAUAUAUAAAACAAAAAUAAAAAAAAAAGAAAAAAGUACAAUAUUUUUAGUAAUAUUUUCAUACUACGUAUGCAGAUCUCAUUCGACGCACGUAUUUACAUUACUGAUAAUUUGAAAAUACCGCCUUUGUGUUUAGCACAGAGAUCCAGUCGUACCAACUGAAAAAAAAAAAGAUCACAAAAACGUUUCGUUGUUGCGUCAUAUUAUGUUCUCGUAGCUCAAGUCGCAAAACGGCGUUUGCAUGAGCGAGGGCGGGGGAGGGGAUUCACAGCACUCGCGCGCGUUACACCACACUAACGUGUCGUCCUGUGAAAGCACAUCGUCUUGUCGAAAAACGUAGAGUGCAACGAGCGGGCAAAAAGUAUCGGAGGAACGAGAACGAUUCGUAAGGCGCGAUCGACUUUGGCGCGUGUAAAUGCUCGCGUAUCGCGUGACCGUUGAUCGGACGUAUCAGUGCGCGCGCGGCACAUCAAAAUGGCGUGAACCGAUCGUGUGCUUCUAGGUUAUAUUCGCUCGUGGCGGGCCACGAUCGCGGGUACAACGGAACGCUAAUAAGACGAACGAAGAGAACGAAGAAGAGGAAGAGGAAGAAGAAGAGAAAGAGGAAGAGGAAGUGAAGGAGGAGUAGGAGGUGAAGGAAGAAGAAAGAAAAGGAAGGAAGGAAGAAAGAAAGAAAGAAAGAAAGAGGAAAAGAAAAAAGUAAUACAAGAAGAGAACGACAAGGUCGUGAGCGUUGUCGGUAAAAGUAAAGGUGGCGACUACAACAACGGCCCCGACGAUACUAAACAGAAGGAAAAGGAGGAAAACGGCGACAGCAACGGCAACGGCUACGACGACGAGCGCGAACGGAAUAACAACAACAACAACGACGACGACGACGCCGUCGACGCCGACGAGGACGGCGACGGCGACGUCGACGUCAACGUCAACGUCAACAAUAAAAAGAAGGAAAAGGAGAAGGACGACGCCGACGACGACGACGACGACGACGUCGACGAAACACACGACGGAUACGAUUACGGAGCCGGUGGCAACGGCGACACUAAUCAGAACGAGAAGAAGGAGGACAACAACGAGGAGAACGAAAAUUACAAGGGCCAAAAUACGAGGGACCCUUUCCUCCUCCCCGUCCUCCUCCUCCUCCCUCUCUUCUUCCUCCUCCUCUUCUUAUUUUUCCUCCUACCUCUCUUCCUCUUCUUCUUCUUCUUUUUCCUCCUCCUCUUCCUCCUCCUCCUUCACUUCCUUCUCUUCUUCUUCUUCUUCUUCUUCUUUCGAAUCUUAUUACGACGACUCCACGUGCGUUCUUUUGCCAAGAGUUACAUGAGUUAUGAGGACGGAAUGCCCGCAGGCGGUAGCGGUCGUUUCCGCGGUUACCCUGCGCGGAUGUCCGAGCGACAACAACUCGCGCUUCUUCUGCAAAUGACCUCUCAGGAAAUGGUAUCGGGUGGAAAUCGUCCGGAAAGUCAGUCAGGACCGAAUAAUAAUACGAAUACUACGAGAUCGUCGACGUUGCAACAACAGCGAGGUUCCAAAGGUCGAUGGACCAAUAAAAAUGGAGAAUCGUCUGUUCAAUCGUCGAUUGGCCGUAAGGAAGAUUUUCGUGUGCGGCCAGUACUCGUGAAUGGUUACGAUCUUAAUGCGAAGGAACCUGCUAGCGACAUUCCAGGUGCAAACUCGCCCAACGAAUCGUCGAUUACGUGUACGGUAACGGCGACAACGACGACGACGACAAUAACAACAACGACAACUGCGACGACGAUCACUACCGAUAGUCCAAAUCGUUCUCCCCAAAUCGAGAAUCCAGACGCAACGCCGGUUAUAACGACAAUCGUUUCGACGACAACAGCGACGACAACUACGUCAACUGGUACAACGGCAACGUCAUCGAAUGAGCAACAAGAACAACAGCAAUCUUCGUCGUCGCUUUAUCAGCAACACUACAAUCAUCACUCACAGUAUCAACACCAACAGCAGCAACGCACGACCGGAAGUGCGUCAAUCGCUGCACCGCACGUCGCCGAAGACAGUGGAGCCCCCUGUGAAAUGCGGAGGACACCACCACAAAAUAAAGUCGAUAGAUCGGGAACCGGGCAGUCUGGAAGCUCGCCGAGGGUGACGCUCCGGCUCAACCAGGUACGAGGAGCGAGGGAUGAGAAAAAAGGGGGUGCAUCAAACUCCCGUCAGGGUGCUAUAAACGCACAGAGUCAGGGACAAAUGGAAUCGUCGUCGAAGAUGCCAUUAAGUGGUUCAUCGGCUAUCACAAACGUCUCUGGAUCGAGUGGAUCUGGAAAUGCAACAUCUACCGCAGACAACGGUGACGUUUAUGAGUUCAAAAGCUCGAAAGAACCUACGCCAGUAAGAGGCACGAGUUCUUCGCCGAAUCCCAAUCCUGAAAAGGAUAAGGAGAACGGGAAAUCAUUAUCCGGACAGAUAAACCAAAACAAUGGUAAUAAUGCAACAACGAGCGGUGGAUCGACAACGACUACUAACGAUUCCACAGCUGCUUCUUCCACAUCCGACGAUCCCUCAUCGAUUUCCUCAUCACCCUCGACUAAACGAGCUUUCGAGGGUGACAAUGCCGAUGAUCAAGACGAAGAAAAUCGGCGAAAGAAGCGUAAGGAUACGGAAAAUGUAAAGGACGGUGUUAAGAGUACACCAACUGGAAGACAAAGUACUGGCAGAAAUGCCACAAAUACAGGAGAAAAAUGUACGAAAUCUGGAAAGCAAAGUUCCAAUGCUGUAUCCAGUAAAAAUAAUCAAAACGCGGCCUCCAAUGCUGCGGAUAGAAAAAGUCCGAGUACAGCUUCGAUGGCGAGCAGUCCUAAACCUUCGAAUACACCUGUUGGUUCCACAACAAAUACGAAAACUUCAACGCCCGUAUUACCUGAAUCCGACGGUGAAGAUGAUCGUUCUAAAAGUUCUGAUUCCGGUUCGGCUCCUAAAGUUCCACCUUUGAAAAUAGUUAUACCACAAAGUACUACGUCCGAACAGGAACAGGGUAAUAGAAAUGGAAAGAAUACAUCCAAUAGAAGUCAUCAGUUGCCUUACGUCGUAGCUAGUUCUAAUAGUAACGAUUCAACGGACAAAGAUCAAAAUCAAUCUGCCAGCGGUACAACUAGUCCUACGGAAAAUGGAAGUGGGACAAAGGUCGAUGAUAAAAAAGAUUUUACUGGUACUCUACAUUCUGAAGAAAGAUCGACCCAUCAUCAAAGAGUUCUUAGAAGUUCGCAUAGAACUGGUAAUGGUAAUAAUGGUUCAACAGCAUCAAAAGAAGUAUCAGGAUCUGGUGCUGGUAAUGGUAACUACUCAAAUUCUUCUCCUUUACCUGUAGCUACGACCGAUCGAUCUAACAAUUCUUCGCCACAACAAAGACAUCAUUCUCCGCCACCCGAGAACACUAAUUCGGAAUCUAAUAAACCUACUUCUGCGGAAUCAUCGAAUACUGGAACUAUAACAAAAACAAAUACAGCUACAGAAAAAUCGGAAAAGAAUACCGAAUCUACAGGAAAAAAUCAAAAAGAUACAGGAGUAGAAAAUUCUGAAAGUAAUACUACUGCGGCUUCGUCCGCCGCUUCUAAUACAACUACUUCAUCUGCUCCUGUUGAAUUACAUCCUAGAAAAAGAAAAAUGAAGCCUAAUAAAGAAGCGCAACAAGCUGCAGCAACAGCUGCAGCUAAUGAAGCAGCGGAAGCGAAUAAUACAGGACCAGAAGUACAUCCGCAUGAUCAACCUAUUACUAAUUGUUACCAAUUAUUCCUAAAUAUUAGAAAACAGAUUGAACGAAGAAGAAAAGGCCUAUUUCCAGUUCAACCAAAACCUCCUCAAGGUUUUAAAGAUUAUUUGAUGAAUCGCUGUACAUAUGUAUUAGCUGGAAAUGCAAACAACGAACCGAAUGUUAAUCCACCAGUUAGUUUGCAAAGUCUUAUGAAAGAUUUGUAUAUAGAACAAGAAAAAGAGAGAUAUCGACUUAGGAUGCAACACGUAGUAGAGAAGGAAAAAUUAGUAUUAUCUGUGGAACAAGAAAUCCUUAGAGUUCAUGGCAGGGCGGCCAGAGCUUUAGCCAAUCAGUCACUUCCUUUUUCAGUUUGCACUAUUCUUAAAGAUGAAGAAGUUUAUAAUGUUAUUACUCCAGAACAAGAAGAAAAAGAUAGAAAUGCACGAAGUAGGUAUAAUGGGAGAUUAUUUUUAAGCUGGCUGCAGGAUGUUGAUGAUAAAUGGGAAAAGAUAAAGGAAGCAAUGUUGUUACGACAUCAUAACGAAGCCGAAUCCUUACAUGCCGUUCAAAAAAUGGACUGGGAAUGGAAAUUAAAAGAAGUUGGACUUUGUGAAUUCAAAGCAACACCUCAAAUAGAAGAUGUUCAUGUUCCGAUGGUACAUGUUUCAGAUGACUUUGACUUAUUACCUGCUUAGUAUACAGUGACUGAACAAUCAUAUUGUACGUUUCUAUCAUGUACCUUUAAAUUAACUUUAAGGAUGGUCGUUAUUUAA
Messenger RNA from Vespa crabro (European hornet), 4576 nucleotides. RefSeq names its product cell wall protein IFF6-like. The coding region runs from base 1409 to 4498 and encodes 1029 amino acids. Gene Ontology annotation, cellular component: nucleoplasm. NCBI's taxonomy places the organism in Eukaryota, Metazoa, Arthropoda, Insecta, Hymenoptera, Vespidae. The record is from RefSeq and is a predicted model, not a curated record. The transcript has 9 exons.